AUGUACUUCCUCUUGUCAUUGAUUUCCGCUGUUACAGUAUUUUUGAACCUACUGGUAAUCAUCUCCAUCUCUCACUUUAAGCAGCUCCACACUCCAACCAACCUGCUCAUCCUCUCUCUGGCUGUGUCAGAUCUCCUGGUGGGACUCAUUGUGAUACCAGCAAUGACUGUAGCAAUACUGGAGUCAUGCUGGGUAUUUGGGGAAUAUUUCUGUCCGUUGCUUCUCUACAUCAAUUUUUUAUGUACGUCUUUAUCUCUUGGAAAUUUAGUCUUAAUAUCUAUUGACCGUUAUGUUGCUGUGUGUGACCCCUUAAUGUAUCACUCAAAAAUAACAAUUACAAGGAUUAAGUGUUGUAUAACCAUUACCUGGUUGUGUUGUAUCAUAUAUGAUGCUGUUCUUACAAAAAUCAUGGUAAAUGUACAGGUACCCAGUAGGUGUUUUGAAGAAUGUUAUUUUUCUGGAGGAUUUACUGAUGGUAUAAUAAUGGACCUUGUUAUUUCCUUGGUUGUCCCAUGCUCUAUUAUUAUAACACUUUAUAUGAAAAUAUUUGUGGUGGCCAGAUCGCAGGCCAGAAAGGUAUAUUCACAAGAGGUUUCUACUAUGUCUGGUGUCAAAACUGCACAAGCAAAUAAGUCUGAAAGAAAAGCUGCAAAAACUCUAGGCAUUGUUGUUUUUAACUAUAUAAUUUGUUGGAUUCCAAUUUAUUUUUUCAAUUUAAUUUAUGUUGCAAGUGGCGAUUCAUCAUCUGCUUUCAUAUGUUUUCUGUUGCUUAUUAAUUCCUUUUUUAAUCCAAUUAUUUAUGCUUUGUUUUAUCCAUGGUUCAAAGUGACAGCUAAACAUAUUUUAACUCUUAAGGUGUUGCAUUUAUAA
Messenger RNA from Esox lucius (northern pike), 870 nucleotides. RefSeq names its product trace amine-associated receptor 13c-like. Gene Ontology annotation, cellular component: membrane. Lineage: Eukaryota; Metazoa; Chordata; Actinopteri; Esociformes; Esocidae. Bases 1 to 870 code for a protein of 289 amino acids. The transcript has a single exon. Gene Ontology annotation, biological process: G protein-coupled receptor signaling pathway. The record is from RefSeq and is a predicted model, not a curated record. Gene Ontology annotation, molecular function: trace-amine receptor activity.